This is a messenger RNA of Mucor velutinosus, 501 nucleotides long. RefSeq lists its product as uncharacterized. The coding region runs from base 1 to 501 and encodes 166 amino acids. The transcript has a single exon. The record is from RefSeq and is a predicted model, not a curated record. Lineage: Eukaryota; Fungi; Mucoromycota; Mucoromycetes; Mucorales; Mucoraceae.
AUGGACGCGCCAGCUGAUUACGAUAUCAAAAACUACGAGAAACUCACAAGCAACUGGAGCAGUGAUCCCACAGCAUUUCUCAGCCUCUACUACUCAUUAUUCUACAAGCAAUCAGAAGAUUGCACCGUCUAUGUUCGUCAAGCACCCAGCAAAGUAUGUGUGCUGGGCAUGAGCACGUAUCCAUCUAAUCUGGCCCGUAUCAAGAUGCACACACAAUUAGUGGGCGAGAAGGUGAAAAAGGACACUAUACUGUGCGAUCUGCUAGAUGCGUCAGAUCAAACCAUUGGCCGUGUCAGAGCCGAGAUGGAGGGUAAAUUACUGGAGCUCAACAGUCGAUUUGCCGCUGAGAGUUUGGACACAUUACUGGGAGGGAAGCAUCACAUGGAUAUUGGCUUUAUUGCCAUCAUUCUACCCAAAAUAGAAGACACAGCUGUUCAAUUGAAAGAAUUCACGCCUGAAGAAGAGUACAACAAUCAGCAGCAACAACAACAAAUGUCCUAA